AUGCCGAUCGAAUUUGUUUGCAAAAUCAAAUUUGCAGAGGAGGAUGAGAAACAGAAAGGCAAGCAGGAGGGUGACAAGGAGAGCCUGAUCGAGGAGAGCUGCACUCCUCCGUCCAAGGACCUGGCCGGCUUUGCCAGCUCCUGCUCCCUGCACGGGAUUAACCACAUCUUCGUGUCCGGCCGCCUGGGCGUGCGCCAGACCCUCUGGGCGCUGGCCUUCCUCGCGUCCCUGGCCUUCUUCCUGUACCAGGCAGCCAAGUGCGCCAUCUCUUACCUGGAGCACCCGCACGUGACGGCGCUGAGCGAGGAGGCCAGCCGCGAGAUGGUCUUCCCCGCCGUCACCAUCUGCAACAUCAACCGUUUCCGCUUCUCGGCGCUCACCGACGCCGACAUCUAUCACCUGGCCAACCUCACGGGGUUGCCGCCCAAGAACAAGGAUGGCCACAAGCCUACCGAUCUGGAGUACCCUGCCCCCGACAUGCAGGACAUCUUCAACCGCACGGGACACCAGCUGGAGGAGAUGCUCAAGAGCUGCAACUUCAGCGGGCAGAACUGCUCGGCCGACGACUUUGCCGUGGUCUACACCAGAUACGGGAAAUGUUACACUUUCAAUGGGAACAAGACCAUGUUAAGGAAAACAAAGCAAGGUGGGAUGGGAAACGGCCUGGAGAUCAUGCUGGACAUCCAGCAGGAUGAGUAUCUUCCCAUCUGGAAGGAGACAAAUGAGACGUCUCUGGAGGCGGGGAUCCGAGUGCAGAUCCACAGCCAGGACGAGCCCCCGUACAUCCACGAGCUGGGCUUUGGUAUCUCGCCCGGCUUCCAGACAUUCGUCUCUUGCCAGGAGCAGAGGCUGACCUACCUGCCUCAGCCGUGGGGAAACUGCCAGGCGAACUCGGAGAAGCUCAUCCGGGGAUACGACACCUACAGCAUCAGCGCCUGCCGGCUGCAAUGCGAGACCAGCGAAGUGGUGAAGCACUGCAACUGCAGGAUGGUCCACAUGCCAGGAAACACGACCAUCUGUCCCCCGAACAAAAUCAAGUGUGUGGACGACGCUCUGGUCAUGCUGCAGAAAAAGUCCAGCAGCUUCUGUCCGUGCCAGACUCCCUGCAGCCUGACCCGCUACGGCAAGGAGCUCUCCAUGGUGAAGAUACCCAGCCGAGGCUCGGCAAGAUACCUCGCCAAGAGGUACAACAAGUCCGAGGAGUACAUCAGAGACAACUUUCUUGUUCUGGAUAUUUUCUUUGAAGCUCUAAAUUAUGAAACCAUUGAACAGAAGAAGGCAUAUGAUGUGGCAUCCUUACUGGGCGACAUUGGCGGACAGAUGGGAUUGUUCAUCGGUGCCAGUGUUCUGACGAUCUUGGAAAUCUUUGACUACAUCUACGAGGUGGUCAAGGCCAGACUGCUGCGUUUGGUGAAACCACAGAAGAAGGAAGAGAAGAAGGAUGAGAAAGGUGAUCAGAAGAACGCAGUCGCCACCAUCAGACUGGACGACAUCAAAUCUAAGGAGUCCAGCGGACCAACGAGGAGUCACGCGGAGGGGGCGUCCUACCCCACAGGGAUGCUCCCAAACCACCACCACCAUGCACAUCGCGGGCUUUUUGAGGAUUUCGCCUGCUAGGACUCCACCCCCAGCACCCACCCUGGACCCUGUGGCCUUGGCGGCCAUUUUGAAGAAGAAUUAGAUAGAAGAAAAGUUCUUUCAGUGCUGGAUCUGAGCUCAGUGACAGGCCGCAGAGCGUGGGAGCUCAGCACACACUUCUGCCACCAGUGAAAGCUACAGCCAAAGUGGAGCGCUGCAUUCGGACGGCGCCGAUGGAGCACCGUGGCUCCUCCCUGCCGGCCGCCGACUGCCGGACACUCGCAUCCUCAUCCUCCUCUCCAAGGAUGCUGUUCCCGUGGCUGCAAUUUCUAUACCAAUGAUUUUGCUACUGGCCCUGCCAGAGGUGCGCGAAAUAACUGCAUGUCACCUUGACCCCGUCUAUUCUGGAAAAAAAAAAAAAAACAAAAACAAAAACCUUUCUCAUACUCUUAAUUUGAUACGCAUCGAUGAAUCGAAAUUCACGCAGUAUUUUUUAUGUUGGUCGGUAUUUUAAUUAAUUAUUCCAUCAUAUUAACACAUAUGUUUAGUGCCCCUUGUAGCCCAUAUGUCUUCCAUCUCCCAAGAUGCCAUUUUGAGCCUGGAUUACGUUAAUUAUGGGAGCCACACUUUACAGUUAACAUUAUCAUUUUUGUUUGUUUCAUUUUAAAAGUACAGCAGUACAUAGUAUAAAAAUAUAAAUAUUAACAAUUGUAUUACAGAGGAACUUUUGUAAUUUUACGUUAG
This is a messenger RNA of Scleropages formosus (Asian bonytongue), 2322 nucleotides long. Its product is annotated as acid-sensing ion channel 4-A-like. The record is from RefSeq and is a predicted model, not a curated record. The coding region runs from base 1 to 1617 and encodes 538 amino acids. Gene Ontology annotation, cellular component: plasma membrane. The transcript has 10 exons. Gene Ontology annotation, molecular function: ligand-gated sodium channel activity. Gene Ontology annotation, biological process: sodium ion transmembrane transport. Lineage: Eukaryota; Metazoa; Chordata; Actinopteri; Osteoglossiformes; Osteoglossidae.